Messenger RNA from Nezara viridula (southern green stink bug), 7404 nucleotides. The record is from the annotation of a GenBank genome assembly. Lineage: Eukaryota; Metazoa; Arthropoda; Insecta; Hemiptera; Pentatomidae.
CUCUUGUUGAAUGUCGAAACACGUUGAGUGAUGAGUUUUAAUAUUUUAUAGAUUAAAGUAGUAAUACAAUGUUCAGAAACAAAUCAGAUGUGGAUAAGCGCGUUUCUGCGCUCCUUUACAAUGCUAAAAAUGAACACGAGCGUAACUUGAGAUGUUACAAUAUAGCUUUGCUUUACUAUAAAGCUCAUGAUUUUGAAUCCGCCCAGCGAUAUGCGACUAUGUAUCUGACUGUAAGGGAUGAUUCAGCUGCUGCCCAUAAACUCCUUGGACAGGCGUAUGAAAAACUAGGCCAAAAAGACAAGGCCAUCGCUUCGUAUUCGAAAUCAUUAAAAUUAGAAUCUGAUCAAUCAGACCUAAUUCUCAAAAUUUGUGAACUGUUAAUCGAUAAAGAUGUUGAAUUUGAUCCACAGUUAGCUCGCUAUUGGUCUGACCGAGCUUCUUUACUAUUUCCACAUUCAACUCCAGUUUUCAUGUUAAAAGAAAAACUUAUGAUGUCAGAUUCUUCUCUCGCCUCUGAAGAUUUAGAAGAGCUGCUUCAUGCUGAAUUAAAAACAAAGCCAACUGAUAUGAAUACUCGUAUAAAACUGUUGAAAUUGUAUGCAGAAUCUGGAAGGGUUGAAUUAGCUCUAAAUCAUGCGUUUGAAGUUGAAGCCAGGCAAAGUCAUAGUUCACUUAUGUGGUAUCGAUGUAUUAAUGACAUUUGUAAGGUUUAUAAUAGAGACAAUCUUGCUAAGUGUAACUGGGAGUUUUACCUACAGUGGAUUUCAGUUCUUGAUCGCAUGUGCUCUUUUUGUAUAUCAGAAACAUCUAGCAUAUUUGACAUAUCUGAAGUCACAGAAUGUAUUUACAACUUAGACCAGACUAUACAUCAAGCGAAGCUAUCUCUAAAAGGUCCUGAAGUAUUCAAAGAAUUUUUAAAGUAUAUUUCAUCACAACUGCCAUUUUACUUAGGUGUUCUCUUGUUGAAAAAAGCCAAAAAGGAAACCUUUUGGAAAGAAACAAAAAAGCUUGUGAGUCCUCUGUUUUUCUUGGCUUUAUUACCUCCUCCUGUUAGUGACGCAUCUUGGACUGCUUCGAUUAAAGAUAAUUUCAAAAAACUCAUUAACACCUGGGUUCAUCAUUCCAAUUGCAGAAUCGUUCAAGCAGGUUAUGUCUUAUUGAAUCUUUCUAAAGAAAAUCAUUCAGAAAAAAUGUUUAUUGACAAAGUAAGUCAUUUCAUUUGUGGUGAUUGGCGAUCUCAAAUUUUUGAGAAAUGCUUUCAUGAUGUUAAACAAUGCAAUGCUUCUAAUUCACAUUUCAUGACCGGAGUUGAGUUUUCUAAGGUGCUAUUGAAGAUGCCUUCCAGUAAUAGUUUCAGAUCUUCUUUAUAUGUAUCAAGCUUUGAAAAUGCUUAUUUUGGAUCUCUCCAUCAUUUGGUGUGGUUAGGUCUUCAACAGUUAAAGAAAACAUCCAUUUCAGAAAUUAAGCUGCCUUCAUUUCGUACUACUUGUUUCAAAUCUUUACAAUUUACCAUAAGUAAUUUAAACAAUAUUGGAGUUGAAACCAUCAAUCAGUUGGAUAUUGACUCUUUUCUUUAUGCUACUGUUUUUUGUGCUGCUGCAGUUUUAGAAAAUCAUAAAACUAAUGGUUAUCUCUCCGAGGAAAGAAUGCAAGUGUUACCCGCUGUUAUUUCUCCUCAGAUGUGCUCUUCAGAACAAUCAAAAUGGUGGCUACAUGUUUGCAGUUUAGUGAGGGGUGGUUUAUUUACAGAAAUCAAUUCUAGUGAAAACAUUUCUGAUCUUCGCUUCACUUUGCAGAGAGGUUUGGAAAUUAUACGAGGAGAAGGCUUACCUCCUUUAUUAAUUGUUGCAAUUGCCAGGACAUUUGCUUCCAGGGCUUUGAUUUCGGAGAUACAUGAAGAGUCUGAGGGUUGUCAAGCUAGAGCCUUGCAUUUGUGGAAGCUUGUUUAUCCUAUUCUUGAGAGCUAUGCGUUGAACAGAUCCUUCAUUUCGCCAGCUAAGACAAAUACUUUCUUCGAUUUUCCUGUCAGAGAUUUAAAUUCACAAGAUGCUAAGAAAUUAUUAGAAGAGGCGAAGUUUUUUAUUGGGUGUCACUACAUGAAUACAAAUCAGUUUGAAAAAGCAAUAGAAGAAUUUAAAACUCUCAAAUCACCUCAGGCUAUAUUUAAUUUAGCUAUGGUAUAUCAUAAGUGGGCUGAGGUACAAGUAGAAGAUUUGAGAGGUGAAGAAAUUACUUCUGAAAUUCGUUGCAGACAUGUUGUUUUAGCAUCUAAAGCAAGAGAAUACUUGGUGAAAGUAAGGGCACUAAUAAGGAACGAUUCCAAACACCCUCUUUAUUCAAGCAUUGAGACCAAACUUUUAGACAUUGAUGAAAUGCUUGCCAGAAUUGAACCGGAAAAUAGUACAUCUGAAAGAGAUGCGAAUGGUACUCUUGAUGGCAGUUUAUCAGGUGGCAGUGGUGGUACUCCUGCUUUUGCUGAUUUGAAUAUGAUGAUGUCUUCCACACAUCGUAAUAGAUUGCAUCAUACUAGUACUCCUCGGAGAAUGCAGGAGCAGAAAACAAACAAUUUUAACAUGUCAGAAUUAAUAGACCUCCUCAGUGUUCAGCAUUCGACUAACCAGUUAAAAAUGCAGCAAGUAUUAGAACAAGUUAGAUUAAUAGUAGAUAAAGUUGAGAAUUCAACUUCUGAACAACGGAGUCUCAUUGAUGGAUUGACUAAUAGACUUAAUAAUUUUGAAGCUGAAAUAAAAAACAACAUUGCUGAAAUUAGAAAAGACAUUAAAAGACCUGAUCUUUGUAACAUGUUUGAAGAAGAUGAUUAUACAGAUGAAAUGCUGCAGUAUCAGAACUAUUCUCAAUAUUAUCAACAUCCACAAAGAGCGGUUCAGAAUUCAGCUGCUGCUAUACCAUAUGCAAAUCAGUAUUUUUCACCUCGCCUUGAUCCACUUUAUCAAGGAAACAUAAGUUUUUAUAACCAAGGUGCUUUACAAUUCAGUGAAGGGCAGCAGUUACCUGAUUUCCUCCGUGCAAUUCCUCCGGGUAGUCAGAAGUUGCCACAGCCUCUAUUACAUCAGGGUGGGGUUCAAGCUCCAUUUAGUCAUAUUGCAGGAGUGCCUGGUACCAGUAAAACUCCUGUACAUCCUAAUGUUAUUCCUAGUAAUUUAGUAUUACCUACGGAACCUAUACCAUCUGUAUCCCAUCAACCACAUCCACCUUUAAGUGUUAGCAUACCACCUCUUAAUAAAUCAAGCACCUUAACUGGGGUACCGCAUAACUUUCAGAUUCCUCUUCCACCUCAGCCUAAACCAGUUAUUAACAUAGAGGAAAGAACUGAAGAAGAGACACCACCACCAGCAUAUGAUCCAUUGCCAGACUUUAAACCAUUGGUACCGCUUCCAAAGGAAAUAGAAGUUAAUACUGGAGAAGAAGGAGAAGAAAUUCUUUUUGAGAGGAGAGCAAAGUUAUUUAGAUUUAUUGAUUCAGAAUGGAAAGAAAGAGGAGUGGGUAUUUUAAAAAUUCUUAAGCAUAAAGUUAAUGGUAAAUAUAGAAUUGUAAUGAGAAGAGAACAAAUACACAAGAUUUGCGCAAAUCAUUUUCUCACGCCUGAUGUUAAUCUGGAGCCUAAAGCAAAUGCUGAUAAAGCAUGGGUUUGGGUAGCGAAUGAUUUUGCUGAUGAAGAAGUGAGAGUUGAAAAGUUUUGUGCAAGAUUUAAAACCCCAGAAGACAGUGCAGAUUUCAAAAAAGUAUUUGAUGAUGUUAAAAAGGAAUUAGAAAAUGUCAAAGAUUUACCAUUAGCUGAUACCAUUCCUGAAAAUGAAUUAAAUAAAACAACUGUUCCUGAAAAUUUGCAACGUAAUAGUACAGGUUUCGGUUCUUCAACAGAAACCAGCUAUACUUUCACAAAUUCACUAUUUAAAUUACCUUCUACUACUCAUAAUGUAGAAAUUUCUAAUAAUAAACCAUUCCUGCUUUCUGGAAAUGUUGAUGGCCAUGUUCAACCAGCUGUUUCACAGAGCAAAACUAACUUAGGAGGGUUCAGUUUUUCAUUAGCACAACCAAAACUGAAACUUCCUGAAGAACCCAAAGAAGUGAAAGUAGAAACCACCAAGGAAAAUAGUAACCCAUUUUCUAAAUUAUCUUUUGGUACAUCAGGUGCAGCUCAAGAUAAUUCCAAUUCUUUUGGUUCAAUUUUUGGAGGCAAAACAAAUGUAGUGUUUGGAACUGACAAGUCCAAAUCUGUUUUUGAAUUGAAAAAAACCUUUGGCGAAACUAAGACUGAUGCGGGGGAAAACCUAUUUAACUUAAAUUUUCAAAAGACUGAUGAAGAAAAAAGUAAGAAGUUAGAUGAAAGUCUCCAGGGGGGAGCCACUAAAAAUGUUGAUGCUAAAUCUCAUUUACCAUUGUCCAGUGUUAUCAAGUCAGUACCUGGUUCAUGGGAAUGUAAAUCUUGUUAUAUUCGAAACAAAUUAGAACUAAAUCAAUGUGAAGCAUGUGGUGCUAAAAAACCUGGUAGUUCUGUAGAUAUUAAACCUGAGAAUAAUAAAUCUAUGGCAUCUAAUGAGACUAAUAAAGCAUCUCCAGUCACAGGCCUCAGUAUUGAAAAACCUAGCCUUUUUAAUUUCUCAAAGCAUCCCCCUGGAUCUUGGGAAUGUAAAUCUUGUUAUAUUCGCAACAAGUCUGACCUAAAUCAAUGUGAAGCAUGUGGUGAUAAAAAACCUGAUGGUUCUUUAGACCCCAAACCUGAGAUAAAUAAAUUUGUAGCUCCAAAGGAAGUCAGUAAAACAUCUUCACAGGAUCAAAUUUCAGGUCUGAAUCUGAAAAGUGAACAACCUAGUCUUUCUAGUUUAUUAAAACCUUCUCCUGGCUCUUGGGAAUGUAAAUCUUGCUAUGUCCGUAAUAGAUCUGAUGUACAUACAUGUGAAGCCUGUGGUGAUAAGAGACCUGGUAGUGUUGUUGAUACUUCUGCGAAAAAUGAUGCUGCACCAGGUUUUGUAUUUGGAGGAUCAUCUCAACCAACUACCGACUCCCCCAAAUUUACUUUUGGCUCUGGUAGCACAUUCAGCUUUCCAUCGAGUAGCACUUUCAGUUUUAAUGCUUCUACUAUCAAAUCAAAUAAAGAAACCACUAGCACUGUUGCUUCCCAGAAACCAGAGUUGGGAUUUACAUUUCCUCCAUCAUCUGAAACAGUUUCUCAAUUUGGAUUUGGAAAAUCAGAAUUCAAAUUUACUAUGCCAGAAGUUAAACAAACUAAUACUUCAAUUAAUAAAUCCCUUGAUGAAUCUCAUGAUAGUGAACCAGAAGAAGAAGAAGAUCAUUUACAAUUUCAACCUGUCAUUCCCUUGCCUGAUAAAAUAACUGUUGUGACUGGAGAAGAAAAUGAGACUGUUUUGUAUUGUAAGAGAGCAAAAUUAUUUCGAUAUGACUCAUCUUCAAAAGAAUGGAAAGAAAGAGGUGUUGGAGAUGUUAAAAUUUUAAAGCACAACAUUUCUGGAAAGAUAAGAUUCCUCAUGAGGAGAGAUCAGGUUAUGAAAAUUUGUUUAAAUCAUUUUAUUACUGAUGAAAUUAUCUUGAGACCAAAGGAUGACAAGACAUGGCUGUGGUAUGCUGUUGAUUAUUCAGAAGGAGUUGAGACAAAGGAAAAUUUUGCUAUUCGAUUUAAGUCAUCUGAUAUUGCACAAGAGUUCAAACAAGCAUUUGAUAAUGCACUUACAAAUGAAAAUGAUUUAUCACUAUGUACGUCCGUGGAAGGAACUCCUAUUCAUAAACAGGAUGAGGAGAAGUCUUCUAAUAAAGAAUUAGUUAAUGAUGCUACUGCUAGUGUAUCAAAUUCAGAUAGUGACAUUGAAAUUAUUUAUGAACAGAAAGCGCCUCCAGAACUAGUUGAAAAAGCAUUAGCUUUAAAACUUCCUGCAAACUUUUAUUGUUAUUUGGAAAAACCACCAUGUCCGGGUUGCUGUGGCUGUGAAGCAGAUAAUGAGGAUGAACAAGAGAAGUGUGAAGUGAAGAAACCUCCUUCUAAAGAUUCUGAUAACCUAAACAAAACAAGUAUUAAUGACUCUCAACAACCAAAUAAGGAAAUAAAUCAGGUCAUUGCAGAGGAUAAAAAACCUAUUCCCUUUAGCUUUAACCCAAAUCCAAUUGUGGAAGGAUUUUCUUUUGCGAGUGCAUUGAAACCUAAUGAAAGUAAAACUAUUGGAGAUAAUUCAAGCAGAUAUUUUUUCAAAAAUGAUUCUUCAUUCAGUAGUCCUGCCCCUGUUAAUAGCAUAUUUGGAUCAGGAAAAAGCACAUUUGGUGGUGAAGGUUUUUCAUUUAAAUCGAUUGCUGAAACUUCAAUUCCUGGUAAUGAUGCUAUGCCAUUUACUUCUUUUGCAUCAUCUGCUAACACCUUUAGUUUUGGAGGAGCCAAUGAAAAUUUUAAGUGGGAAGGUGCAGGAUCCCAAUUAUUUGCAGAUAUUAAAAAUAAAGCUCCUGCACCUGCAAAAGAUGAUCAAGAUGAUGGAGAUAGUGAUAACGCAGAAGCUGAUGAUGAUCAUGACCCACAGUUUGCUCCUAUAGUUCCCCUCCCUGAAAAAAUUGAUUUAAAAACUGGGGAAGAAGAUGAAGAUGUUGUUUUUUCAGAGAGAGGACUGUUGUACAGGUUUGACAACAAAGAAUGGAAACAAAGAGGUACAGGUGAAAUGAAAAUAUUGAAGCAUAAAACAAAAAAUAAUUACAGACUAGUCAUGAGGAGAGAACAAGUUUACAAAUUAGUUUGCAAUCACCUGAUACCAGCAGAUUUUGAAUUGAAACCUAAAUCUGAGAAAGCAUUUUGUUGGUCUGCCCUUAAUUACUGUCCUGAAAAGAGUGAUGAUCAGCCCGUGUCUGAAAAUUUGUGCAUAAGGUUCAAGGAUGAAUUACUUGCGAACAAGUUCAAAACAGCUAUUGAAAAUUGUUUAAAAUCAUUAAGAGAAAACGGCUCCAGUACAUAGAAUAUUUCAUUAGCAAGUUUUAAGAAAAUGGAUAAAUUAUAAAACAGAAAAGAAAAAAAAAAAAUAUGGAUAUGUUGUAAGCAAACCUUGUAAGUUUUUUUAGUCAUGAUAACAUAAACCAUGUAUUUUAGCUAAGUAUGUUAUUUUCUGAAGUGAAUUAAUUUUUAUCACUUCUAUUUAUAUUUAAUGUGAUAAACUAGUGUAAAAAUUAAUGAAUAGCAAGAUGAUAGUUUUCUUUUAAGAUUUCUAAUCACCUUCCUAUCAGUAAAGACUUUGAUUCAUAUUUUUAAUUUUCAUUUGUAAAUUGUAAUUUUUUUUUAAAUUGUAUUUUAAAUACAGAUAGUAUCGUGUAGCAUUGUGACAUGGAAUUGUAUUAUAAUGUUGUAUAAUAAAUAUAUGUAAAUCAUUUGAAUUUAAUUAAUUUGGUUAUGACAAG